AUGCAAUUGGAGUCCGCUUCUCAGCCGCCGCCGGCGGAGCUCUCUACGCAGCCGGCGGGUUCAGAAUCAGGGGACCCCCCCCCGCUCCACCGUUUGUUUGUGGGUUCGGUGCCGCGGACCGCAGUGGAGGCCACUCUACGCGAGUACUUCGAACAGUGUGGCGUGGUCCGGGACCUGGCCGUCCUGCGUGACCGUACCUCGGGCAAGUCCCGGGGCUGUGCGUUCGUGAGCUAUCUAACGUUGGAGGAAGCGGAGGCAGCCAUCCAGAAAUUCGACCGGCAACUCAUGCUGCCAGGGUCUCAGACCCCGCUGGAGGUCCGCUUUGCAAAGAACCAUUCAUACGUUCAAGCUGGAGAGGGCCCUUCAGGCAACCGUCAGAUCUUCUUCUCCAGGGUUCCCCUAACCCUCAAGGUAUGCCACCAUGUUGCGUACGAGGAGGAUGAGAUUUUGUCGCUUUUCCUCGCGUAUGGAGAGGUGGAGACCAUUAACGUGUUCAAGUGCCGUAGAUCAGGCAGAAGCAAAGGUUGCGGCUUCAUAGAGAUGAGGACCCGGGAGGCGGCCAUCGCAGCUAUGGAGAACCUCGACGAGCGGCACGUGUUCGAUAGCACGGGAACCGCCAUUUCAGUUCGUUGGGCUGAUCCGGACUUGCAACAGCGUAAGAAGAAGGCUAUGGACGAUGCCAAUGCGGAGAAUCGGAUGCUGUUCUUCGCGAAGGUCCUCCGGUCUACAACAGAGGACGACGUGCGCCGCCUGUUCUCGCGCUUCGGCAAGGUGUACGACAUAAACUUGUUCCGGGCCUUUCAAGGUGCACCUACAACCAAGGGCUGUGGACUGGUGACCAUGUCGCAGCACUCUGACGCAGUGGCCGCCAUUGCAGCUCUCGACGGCAUUCAUGUGUGGGAGGGCAUGGACUGCCCCAUGGUAGUCAAGUGGAUGGACACCGCGUUACAGCGGCGCCGCCGCGAGCAGCACCUUGCCAACAUUCGGCAAACACCCCUUCCCUCCAGCAGCAUCGGGGCGCUGCUGGGCGGCCAGGGGCCGCCACCAGACCCCCAGCAGCAGCAGCCGCAACAACAGCAACAACAGCAACAACAGCAACAACAACAACAACAACAACAGGAGCAGCAGGAGCACCGGAACCAGCAGCAACAACAGUUAUCAUACCAGACGGUACAGCACCAGCACCACCAGCAGCACCAGCAGCACCAGCACCAGCAGCACCAGCACCAGCACCAGCACCACCAGCACCACCAGCAGCAAUUGCAAACAGUGAUACAGUUGGGCGCACAGCCUGCAAGGGUCGCCUCCGCCUCCACUAGCGGCGGCGGCGCCGUCGGCCCCGGCGCCGGGCUCACAAUCGUUGCGGAACCGCCGCCAGCGGGGCACCUGCAGCCUCCGGCAGUGGCGGCGGCGCACCCGCCGCUGGGCAAUAACAGCGGAGCUGGCGGCGGCGGCGGCGGCGGCGGCGGCCUGAUAGCCGACCUUACCGUCUUCCCGGCCGCGGAUUCCGCGGGCGGGCCCCCCCUAGAGCUUCCGCCGCCGGGCUGCAAUCCCGAUGUCGUCAAGCUGUUCAUUGGUAACAUUCCCAGAGGAUGCACGGAGAAACACCUGCUGGCCUUGUUCCAAAGCAUUGGAAAGGUGGUGGAGCUCGUCAUUAUGUACGACAAGGUGACGCGCGAGCCCAAAGGCUCGGCCUUCGUGUGGUACGCCACGCGCGAAGACGCGGAGCGCGCUAUCCUGCAGUUUAACCUCAGACCGGUGUUUCCAGACCCAUCCGGGGCACAAGAUCGCCCCCUGGUGGUGCGUAAGGCGAAGGCGCGGAGCAGCCGGAUGGUGGUGUCGGCGGCGAGCAUGUAUGCGGCGGCGACGACGCUGGGACAGGCAGCGCCACUUGGCGCUAUGCCGUACACCCAGCGCUUCGUUAACGUCGGCGGCGACGGUGGCGCUGGCAGCGCUGGCAGUAGCGGCCUAACGGUCCUGUCACUACCAGCUGCCAUGGAGGGCUUGCAGAUCGUGGACGGGUCCGCGUUGGGAGCGGGCAUCGGUGCUAGCAUGGGGGUAAACAUGUCUGUGGGCGUGAGCGGCGCCCCGGCGCAAGUGCCAGGGGCCGCGGUGGCGGCUGGGACGGCCGCCGGGCCGCAUCCGGGGCUUAUGCACGCGGGACAGGUACCGGUCGUUGGCGGCGGCGGCGGCGGCGGCGGUGGCGGUGGCGACGGCAGCCGCAUGGGAGCUGGGGGUCACGGCCGCGGCAUGAUGGGCAUGGUUGCGCUCGCGCCGUCUGGGGCGAUGGCGGCGGGGCUGUACGAUGCGUACGGAACAGGUGAACACCUCCUCGCGGACUUUGGAACUGCCGCCGUACUACCGGCUAACCAGACAGCCUCCGUUUCUGCCGCCAGCGGUGGCGCCGGCGGCAGCAGCGGCGGAGGUUACGCUGUGCUGCUCCCCUCUGCCACCGGCUCUAACCAAUGGGAUGCCGCCGCCGCCGCCACGGCUGCAUCCAUCGCCUUGACUCACUCGCAGCUUCAGUCACUCAACCAGCACUUGUACGGCGUGCAGGCCGUCAGCGGGGCCGCGUUGCAGCUCGCGGCGAGUGGACCGGGGCUCAUUCAGCUGUAUAUGUCGGGCCAGCCAAUACCGCACUGGCCGCAGCUGGCAUCCUGUACUGUGACCGCGCGCCUUACUCUUCCCCCUUUCCCCGGGGGUGGCCGCUUUCUGAAGACGCUGCUGUGCCUUCAUGACAGCGGCGGCCUGGUGGUAGUGAAGGUCUACUUUAAGCGACCUGACACCGCCGCCGGGGGAUUGGAGCCGUACAAGCAGCAGCUGACGGCCAUACGGUAUUUUUGGCAGGAGAGCCAAUACGUGGGGUAUCUCGUACGGCAGCACCUGGCCCAGAACUUGUACGACAGGCUCUCCACACGGCCCUUCAUGUCCAAAUUGGAAAAGCGCUGGGUGGCCUUCCAGCUUCUGCUCGCGGCCGCCCAGAUCCACAACCGCGGGGUGGUCCACGGCGACAUCAAGUCCGAGAACGUGCUGAUGUCCAGCUGGUCGUGGGUCUUCCUGGCGGAUUUCGCUGCGGGGCUCAAACCUGCGGCACUGCCCGCGGAUAACCCGGCGGAGUACUCGUUCUUUUUCGACACCGGUGGUCGCCGCCGCGCCUACAUCGCCCCCGAGCGCUUCUUCUCUUCGGACAGCAAACCCCGCACCACCAGUCUCACGCCCGAGAUGGCCCUGAUGGACUCCGAGCCUCGUGUGGUGUGUGACGCGCUCAGGAAGCGCUCCAUGCUGUCAGCUGCCGCCAAGGUGGUGCCGCUGCUGCGACACGAGAGUCCAGUGGUGCGCGGGUCGGCGGUGGCGCUGGUGGCGGCAGCAGCGGGUCACCUGCCCCUGGCUGACGUGUUCGCUCAGCUUGCCGUACUUGUGAAGCCGUACUUGCGGAGGAUGCCCCCCCUGCUCACCGACCAGCAGCUGGUAGCGGACUGCCUGAUGUCACACGGAGCAGCCGAGACGCUCUCAGCAGCCAGAGACAAGCUAGCGGCGCCGCUGCGCUGCGGCGCCGCCGCCGCCGCCGCUGCCGCCUCCAGCGGCACCCACCCAUCUCCAUCGUCUUCGACGUCGCUGCGAAUGGCGCCGGAGCCCCCGCGGCUCGGGGGUGGUGACGGUGGAUGUGGUGGCGGCCCAGCGGACAGCGGCGAGGUGAGCUUCCAAGGGUACCCCCUCUUGGAGGGGCUGUGUGGAGCAGAGGACCUUGGGGACCUGUUCCUAAGACCCGCCGCACCGCUGUACACGUACGACCUGUCCAUGGAUCCAUCGGCGGCCGCCACGGCGGCCCUGGCCGCCGCCGGCGCCGAGGGCACCGGCGGCGCCGCUGCCGCUGCCGCGGCUGCCAUCGCCGCUGCUACUGCCACGACUGGCGGCGGCGGAGCCGCCGCUGCCCCCGCGGCGGCGUCCGCCGCUGCCGCCGUGCCUGGCCCCGGCUUGAGCAGCCACGCCGCUGCACUGGCUACUUUGUGCGGGCGGUUGUCCUCCCUGGAGCCCCGGGUGGCCGUACUGGCUGAGCGGUUGGCGCGGGAGCCCAUGGGGGUGGACCCACUCGAGCGACAGCAGCUGGAGAGACUCGCAGGUCUGCUGGCGAGGCUUCGUGGGGACGAGGGCAGUGAUGUCCGGGGCGCAGCGGCGCGGGAUACUUGGCGAUUGGUGUCGCUAUCGCAGCGGGGGCCGCCGCCUCUGACUUCUGCCGCGGGUCCGAUAGGUGCCGGCGGCGGCGGUGGGGGUGCUGGUGGCGGAUUGUUGGGAGCGGCGGUGCAACACGGGGACUACUUCUCUGUUUCCGGAGGGCCCUUCACCUCCGACUCCACCUCCCCCCACCUCUUGUGGGGAGCCGACCGAGGUGACGGCGCGGGAGCCGGCUCGGCGGGGGGCGGUGGUGGCGGUGGCGGUGGAGGAGGGGGCGGAGGAGGAGGGGGCGGGUGGUGGCGGCCCCGCGGUGUGCUUGUGGGUCACCUGGCCGAGCACCGGCGGGGGGUGACCCGGCUGGCAGUGGGUGCGGGGGGCUGCUUCCUGGCCUCAGCCUCGGCGGAUGAGACAGUCAAGGUGUGGGACCUACGUCGUCUGGAGCGCGACGUGGCCUUCCACAGCCGACUUACAUACGCCGCACAGACAGGCCGCAUCACCGCGCUGUGUUGCUGCGGGGGCCCCUGGAGCACACCGGGGGGAGAAGGGGGGGCCCCCUGGAGCUCCGGAACCACGGUGGCUUCGGGCAGCUCCUCUGGCUCACUGCACCUGUGGCGGCCCGAAUACACGACACGCCAGGGGGGCGUGCCGGACAAGUACACGGGCGUCGUGGCAGUACGGCAGUUGUCUCCCGGGCAGGGCGCCAUCCUCACGGUGGAGCCCUGGGGUCCCCACCUGCUGUUGUACGUCACCCAGCGGGGGGGAGUGACGGCCUGGGACACACGAACACAGCGCGACGCGUGGGUGCUGCCGUGUGCCCCGGCCCACGGACUGCCCGAGCACCUGCUGGCGGACCCUUCACAGUCAGCCAGCUGGCUCAUGACGGGUGGGGCCGGCAGCAGUCGUGGCUACGUCUGCCUGUGGGACGUUCGCUUCCAGCAGUCCGUUCACGGCGAGGCGGGGCUGUGGGACGUCGUCAGUGGGAGGUGCCGGCAGGUGCUCCGCUGUCUUGGUCCCAUGGAGGCGGAGGCCGCCGCCGCUGCCGCCACCGUCCCAGCCGCCCUGAUGCCACAGCCAUCUCCACCAUCUCCCCACCGCGUCCCGUCGUCCACGGGGGGGACAGCGGGCACGUGCACGGGUACGGCAGGGCCCGGCGGCAUCUCCGGGACAACAACCAGCACGACUGGAUCUGGACUUGAGCACGCGGCCGUUCAGCCCCGUACGGCCGGCGCACGGUGCUUGCUGUCGCUGCAGGGCGGGGCGCUGCUGUGGGGCGGCAGCGAUGCGGCGGUUCGUUACUGGGACACCUGCCGGCCCGCGGGGAGCUACGCGGUGUGCGGGCCGCUGUGGCCGGGGGACUCCCUGAGUGACGGUACAGCUGCCUCGGGGCUGAGUGUGCCCGAGUACAGGUACAAGUACCUGACUCGGGCGGUGGGUGACGUGGCGGUGUGUGAGGAGCUGUGUCUGCUGGACAACUCCGCAUCGCGGCUCACGGAGAGCUGCCACGAGCUCAGGGAUCGGAAAUCCGUUACCAUGAGUAACCAUAUCGCCGUAUUGCACGCAUACGCUGCCGUACGAACAAAAAAUGUACUGCUGGCUCAACCUCAGGUUCGGGUCAACGACCAGGCCCACGCGGACGCUGUGACUGCACUGGCGGUGGCUGACCCACCGGGGAGCAGCCGGCUGCUACUCACCGCCAGCCGGGACGGCGUAAUCAAGGCCUGGAAGUAA
Volvox carteri f. nagariensis is the source of this 5901-nucleotide messenger RNA. RefSeq lists its product as uncharacterized. Bases 1 to 5901 code for a protein of 1966 amino acids. Gene Ontology annotation, molecular function: protein binding; ATP binding; protein serine/threonine kinase activity. Gene Ontology annotation, biological process: macroautophagy; late endosome to vacuole transport; autophagy of peroxisome. The transcript is spliced from 37 exons. Gene Ontology annotation, cellular component: late endosome; nucleus-vacuole junction; phosphatidylinositol 3-kinase complex, class III, type II. Lineage: Eukaryota; Viridiplantae; Chlorophyta; Chlorophyceae; Chlamydomonadales; Volvocaceae. The record is from RefSeq and is a predicted model, not a curated record.